Penicillium lagena is the source of this 1794-nucleotide messenger RNA. Its product is annotated as MIP/aquaporin family protein. Gene Ontology annotation, cellular component: plasma membrane. NCBI's taxonomy places the organism in Eukaryota, Fungi, Ascomycota, Eurotiomycetes, Eurotiales, Aspergillaceae. The record is from RefSeq and is a predicted model, not a curated record. Gene Ontology annotation, molecular function: glycerol channel activity; water channel activity. Gene Ontology annotation, biological process: water transport; glycerol transmembrane transport. Bases 1 to 1794 code for a protein of 597 amino acids. The transcript is spliced from 2 exons.
AUGGAGGAAGGGGAUACCGGACGAUCGCGGGAGAGACCAGAUGGACCGGCCGCGGAACCACAAUCACCUAGCCGGAAUCGGGCUGCCAGCGAAGCAGAUUAUAUCUCACCCACCAGAAGAUCGGGAGCUGAUGAAGCCGCGAGUGGCACUGACUUUCGGCGCCGUAGCUCGGCGACCUCGAGGCGAAGCGGUGCCAGCGGAAUCCCUAGCCUUGCUCCCCGUACCACUCUCGCUCAGAGAACCCAGGGAAAAUUCACACUCGCUGGGCCAGAUGAAACUCCCCAGCUCCGGCUGGCCCAGGAGCCAUUUGUUCAACCAGGCUACGCCGACCUCAAUCCUUCCUAUGAGCAACCUUCCAACGUGAGGCCAGUGUGGUCUUUAGCCAAACCGCUGCCCCGUGUAGUGCGACCAGGCAUGGUGCCGACCAAGGAAGAGCUGCUACAAAGCCGGGCGAAUGCCCAGCAGCCGACUGAAAACUCGCAGAAGGUUGGUCUCGAGGUCGAUCCCAAUGAUCUGGAGCGCGGCCGAAUUGACAAGACAGCCGACCCGCGGAAAAUGGCGGCGCAGGUUGAGGAUGCUAGGUUGCAGCGCGAGCAAAACUUCAUGAACAAAAUCCUUAGCGGAGAUGCGACCUCUACGAGACAGGCUUCACGCAUGUCGCGUACUUCGUCAGUUUAUGGCAGGCGCCCUUCGGCCUGGGAUAUGCCCCAAGCGCCCCUGUCGGCAGUAGAUGAAGGAGGCUCCCAGGAGGAUGAUGAGCAUCGGCAACAGGUAAAUCGCAGUGAUGAACCGCUGCAACAGGAGCCAGAAGAGCACGAGCACGAACCCGACAGUGAAAGACUAGACAACAUCUUGAAUUCCGCCGAGCUGGAGAAGGGAGCUUUACCCGAAGAUCUGCAUCCGCUGGUCCAAGAUCUUGUCGAGGAUGAAGUACACAACAACCACACAACCUGGUCCGUCAUCCGUACGCAUCAUCGCGAGGCUCUGGCUGAAGCACUGGCUGUCUUUGUACAGCUCACUAUCGGUUUCUGUGCCGAUUUGUCCGUUACCGUCGCCAACCAGGGUAACCCUAACACGACCGCCUGGGCUUGGGGCCUGGCUACCAUGAUGGCUAUCCACAUUUCUGGUGGUGUUUCUGGUGCUCACCUCAAUCCAACCAUCACCAUGAUGCUCUGGUUCUUCCGUGGCUUCCCGAAGCGCAAGAUGCCCGAAUACUUCGCAGCUCAGUUCCUCGCCGCUUUCUGCGCUGGGCUUGCUGCUUACGGUGUCUACUAUCAUUCUAUUCAGAACUACCUCCUCCUCAACUCGGAGACUGGUAUAAUCACUAGCUUUGUGACCAGCCAGCGUGAAGCAUGGAUCGGUCCUGGGACGGCUUUCUUCAACGAGUUCGUCGGUACGGUCUGCCUAGUCGUCACUAUUUUGGCCCUUGGUGACGACCAAAACGCUCCUCCCGGCGCCGGUAUGAACUCGCUGAUCGUCGGUCUGGUCAUCACCUGCCUCAGUAUGACUUUCUCCUACCAGACCGGUGCUGCAUUCAACCCUAGCCGUGACUUUGGGCCCCGUCUUGCUCUUCUAGCUGUCGGCUUUCCCAGCGACCUGUUUACCAAUUCCUACUGGUUUUAUGGACCGUGGGUCGGGUCCCUGAGCGGUGCCUUUAUGGGUGCAUUCCUGUAUGACUUCUUCAUCUUCACCGGUGGCGAGUCCCCGAUCAACUACCCGCUUGAGCGAACUCAGCGGGCGAUGAAGAAAAGUGGGAGGAAGUGGAAACGUCGUCUGCAUCUUAAAGUAAACUGA